Protopterus annectens (West African lungfish) is the source of this 372-nucleotide messenger RNA. Its product is annotated as lymphocyte antigen 6D-like. The record is from RefSeq and is a predicted model, not a curated record. Lineage: Eukaryota; Metazoa; Chordata; Ceratodontiformes; Protopteridae. The transcript is spliced from 3 exons. Bases 40 to 306 code for a protein of 88 amino acids.
CUGUGUUUCAGGUGACUGACCACUUGGCUAAUACGCAGAAUGAAGCAGACAUUUCAUAUAAUUACCCUGCUGGCUGUGGUAUUUUGUGUAGAAACAUUGCGGUGCAAAUUUUGUACAAAUCCUUACAAUCUCGCCACUAUUCAGACUUGCAGUACCAAUGAAACUGAGUGUGUCAAAAUAACCAGAACCUUUCCAUAUCGUGUCUCUCAGAGGUGCAUCAAGUCAAGUGACUGCCGUAGCCUGGAGUCCCUCUCUGUACCACUGCAGUUAAUUGUGCAAUGCUGCUCCACGAAUCUCUGCAACUGACCCUUCCUGCAUGAUUGUUUCUAAAAAUGAUGCUUGUUAUCUGUAGUUUAUACUGACAGAUUGAAA